AUGCCGCCUGCAACAGUUGCAAAGACGGUGGUAGCCGCGCGUCGGAAUCGUGAAUACAGUUCGGGGAGGAGACAGGGACGAUACGCGGACGAUUCGGACGAAGAGAGAGGGCUGCUAGGAUCGGCGUCGUAUGACGAUGGAGAUGAUUUCGAUGCAGGAGAUGCACAUGCGGCACCAGAAGCCCGUGGUCAACCACCAAAGAGUCCUGGGUUCAAUGCGAAAGACAAAUCACGAACGAUACCCUUCAGCCCACCUGAUAAACUUCAGUCACGAUACCCUGCCAACAUUGUUCGAAAUCAAAAGUACAAUGCCUUCACCUUCCUCCCAAUCGUCUUCUACGAACAGUUCAAGUUCUUCUUCAACCUCUACUUCCUCCUAGUCGCGUUGUCCCAAUUCGUUCCUGCGCUGAAGAUAGGCUUCAUCCUCACCUACAUUGCUCCGCUCGUCUUCGUGCUUUGUGUUACAAUGGGAAAGGAGGCGUAUGACGACUACCAACGCUAUCUACGCGACCGCGAAGCCAAUUCUCAACGCUACCUCGUCCUGACCCCUCCUACGAAUGUACCCUCAAAUUCUGAUGCGGAACAGGCCUACCUCAACACCCAUGCAAACACACGUUCCGUCCCCUCAUCUGCUCUACGCGUCGGCGAUCUUAUUCAUCUGGAGAAGAAUCAAAGAGUACCAACUGACGUCGUUCUUCUUCGCACGUCAGAUUCGUCAGGAACAUGCUUUAUUCGGACGGACCAACUCGACGGAGAGACGGACUGGAAGCUCCGAGUUGCAGUCCCUGAAACGCAGAAGCUGGACGAGGCAGACAUUGCGAGACUAGAUGCUGAGAUAUAUGCCGAUGCUCCAAUCAAGGACAUUCACACCUUUAUCGGAACUUUCACGAUGAACAAGCCUCCCUUGCCUCCACCUUCUGAUCUUUCUGUUCCGAUGCAACCCUUACCGCCAAGUGUCUCCCCACUGACUGUUGAAAAUGUUCUUUGGUCCAACACUGUCCUAGCGGCAGGCUCGGCUGUGGGGUUCGUCAUCUAUACUGGUCCGGAGACCCGUGCGGUCAUGAACACCAGCCAUCCAGAGACGAAGACAGGACUGCUGGAUCUGGAGAUUAACAACCUCGCAAAGAUUCUGUGCAUUGUCACUUUCGCCCUCUCACUCGUCCUCGUUGCCUUGAAUGGUUUUAGAGGACAGUGGUACGUCUACGUAUUGCGGUUUCUUAUCAUCUUCUCUUCGAUCAUUCCCAUCAGUCUGCGAGUUAACCUCGACAUGGGCAAAACGGUUUACGCGCACAAUAUCAUGAACGAUCCUGAAAUUCCUGAAACAAUUGUCAGAACAAGCACGUUACCGGAGGAACUUGGACGGAUAACGUAUUUGUUAAGUGACAAGACUGGGACUCUGACACAGAACGAGAUGGAAAUGAAGAAGCUACAUAUGGGUACCAUGUCCUACGGUUCUGACUCGAUGGAUGAGAUUGCACAUCAACUGGAAAUCGCAUUUGGGUCUUCGGGAGACCAUGGCCAUCAUCGACAAGGUUCUCUCGCUACCGGCGCGCAACUGGCAGUAAGGGGACGGAGAGAUAUGUCGUCGAGAGUGAGAGACGUGGUACUCAGUCUUGCUCUUUGUCACAACGUCACCCCCGUAACCAACGACGACGGCAGCGUAACCUACCAGGCGUCUUCACCCGACGAGGUUGCGAUUGUCACAUGGACGGGUUCUGUCGGGUUAUCCCUUACAUUCCGAGACCGCACGCGCAUGACGCUAUCCACUCCAUCUGGCGCAAAGCUUGAUUUCGAUAUCCUUGAUAUCUUUCCCUUCACCUCAGAGAGCAAACGCAUGGGCAUCGUCGUUCGAGACAAGCAAUCUGGCGAAAUCACUUUCCUGCAGAAGGGGGCUGACGUGGUCAUGGCGAAGAUCGUCCAGCGCAAUGACUGGCUGGAAGAGGAAACUGCAAACAUGGCACGAGAAGGACUACGCACGCUCGUCAUGGCCAGAAGACGGCUCUCAAGCACACUGUACAACGAGUUCGCGAGUGCAUAUCACCAGGCAUCCAUCAGCCUCCAGGAUCGAAAUGAGGCUAUGGGAAACGUUGUGGCCAAGUACCUGGAGCACGAUCUCGAGCUCCUCGGCCUAACUGGUGUGGAGGACAAACUGCAGGACGACGUGAAGGGCACUUUGGAGCUUCUGCGAAAUGCUGGGAUCAGGAUCUGGAUGUUGACGGGCGACAAGGUGGAAACGGCAAGGUGUAUUGCGAUCUCGACCAAGUUAGUUGCCAGAGGGCAGUACAUUCAUGAGAUGGCAAAGCUCAAGACUGCGGACCAAGUGCGCGACCAGCUUGACUUCCUCCAGAACAAGCUGGAUUGCUGUCUCGUCAUCGAUGGAGAAUCACUCCAACUAUGCCUAACCCUCUUCAAAAACGAAUUCAUUGAGAUCGCCACGAAACUUUCGGCCGUUGUCGCCUGUCGAUGUUCGCCUACUCAGAAGGCAGACGUAGCUCGUCUCAUCCGAGCUUUCACGAAGAAGCGAGUGUGCUGCAUAGGUGACGGUGGUAAUGAUGUCAGCAUGAUACAAGCUGCUGAUGUUGGUGUUGGCAUUGUGGGCAAAGAAGGAAAACAGGCUUCUCUCGCCGCAGACUUCUCUGUCACCCAGUUCUCUUUCCUCACGAAACUCUUGCUGUGGCAUGGUCGCAAUUCAUAUCGGCGGUCGGCGAAGCUGGCACAAUUCGUCAUCCAUCGUGGAUUGAUCAUCUCCAUUAUGCAAGCAGUGUUCUCGGCCAUCUUCUACUUCGCCCCCAUCGCACUGUACCAAGGCUGGUUAAUGGCCGGAUAUGCGACAAUUUACACCAUGGCCCCAGUGUUUUCGCUCGUUCUAGACAGGGAUGUGAGCGAAGAUCUGGCCUUGCUCUACCCAGAGCUUUACAAGGAGCUUACCAAGGGUCGCUCAUUAUCGUACAGAACGUUCUUCCAAUGGUUGAUGAUUAGCUUGUACCAAGGCGCCGCUAUUAUGAUCGUCUCUCUCAUCCUAUUCGAAAACGAAUUCCUGCACAUCGUAGCUAUCUCAUUUACCGCGCUAAUUCUUAAUGAACUCCUUAUGGUCGCCCUCGAAAUCACCACAUGGCAUAUCUACAUGGUUAUUUCUGAGAUUGUAACACUCUUGCUAUACGCUGUCAGCAUCGUCUUCCUUCCAGCGUACUUUGAUCUAUCUUUUGUUCUCACCGUGACGUUUGCCUGGAAGGUCGCCGCCAUCGUUGUCAUCAGCGCUCUUCCACUGUACAUCAUUAAGCUGAUCAAGAGGAGGAUAGCACCAGCGGCUUCAAGUAAAUUAUUGUAA
This is a messenger RNA of Cyclocybe aegerita, 3327 nucleotides long. Lineage: Eukaryota; Fungi; Basidiomycota; Agaricomycetes; Agaricales; Hemipholiotaceae. The record is from the annotation of a GenBank genome assembly.